Molecule: messenger RNA, 204 nt
Organism: Aspergillus sclerotioniger CBS 115572
Lineage: Eukaryota; Fungi; Ascomycota; Eurotiomycetes; Eurotiales; Aspergillaceae
Exons: 1
Source: RefSeq, a predicted model, not a curated record
CUGGACGGUCCGAUUAACACCGACGGGGACUACACGGGGGCGUCACGACCGUAUUCCAGCUCGACAGGCUUCCAUAUGGACGAGGAAGAAAGUAGCCGGAGGGGCGGCGCCGUUGGCCAUCCUUUGGCGCAGCCGGUCUCAAUACCAGCUACCAACGGCUUGCGAUACAACACACAGCAGCCUGCGAUGCAGGAUGUACCGUAA